This is a messenger RNA of Octodon degus (degu), 612 nucleotides long. Its product is annotated as olfactory receptor 2AJ1-like. The record is from RefSeq and is a predicted model, not a curated record. The coding region runs from base 1 to 612 and encodes 203 amino acids. Lineage: Eukaryota; Metazoa; Chordata; Mammalia; Rodentia; Octodontidae. Gene Ontology annotation, cellular component: membrane. Gene Ontology annotation, molecular function: G protein-coupled receptor activity. Gene Ontology annotation, biological process: G protein-coupled receptor signaling pathway. The transcript has a single exon.
AUGAGGGAUGAGAAUCAGACGUCCAGCAGCGACUUCACCCUCGUGGGGCUGUUCUCCUCCUCGCGAACCAGCCUGGUCUCCUUCUCCUCCCUGUGCGUCAUUUUCGUCCUGACCCUGGCAGAAAACGCCCUCCUGAUCCUGCUCAUCUGCAGCGACUCCCGCCUCCACUCCCCCAUGUACUUCCUGCUCAGCCAUCUCUCCCUCAUGGAAAUCUUGCACGUUUCCAACAUCGUCCCCAAGAUGGUCUCCAACUUCCUGUCUGGCACCAGGACGAUCUCCUUUGCAGGCUGUGGAUUCCAGGUCUUCCUGUCCCUCACCCUGCUCGGUGGCGAGUGCCUUCUCCUCGCGGCCAUGUCAUAUGAUCGCUAUGUGGCCAUCUGCCACCCCCUGCGCUAUGCCACGUUCAUGAGUGACAGAGUCAGUGUGCUGCUGGCUGCGGGGGCCUGGCUGGUGUGCACCCUCAACUCCACUGUGCACACAGCGUAUGCCCUACACUUUCCCUUCUGUCACUCAAGGGCCAUUGACCACUUCUGCUGGAACUCGCAAGCUCGAGUGGUAGCCAGCAUAUGCCUAAGAAGGAAUCCUGAAAAGAGGCCACUGCUACCUGUUUGA